AUGCAAGAGUGUGACAAAAGCCAAGCGAGAAAAAUGCCAGCCAGCACAUGCAAAUAAUUGUCUAAAAUGAGCACUGAUUUUUUUUUCGGUCUCUCCUUCUCUCUUCUCUCUUUCUCUCUCGCACGAAGAAACAAAAAGGUGAGUAAGGAGCCGGAGAAAAAUGCAGAUAUAAAAUCAUACGAUGCCAGGCAGCUAAUAAUUGCAUUGACUAAAUAUAUAGUGAGACACACACAGAGAGAAAGAGUGAGUGUGUAACGGAACAUUGUGUCUACGUCGUACACAACACAAUGUUUAAUGCUCAUGCAUAAUAAGAAAUGGCAACAACAAACAUCGUCACCACUUCACGUCGAAGAGUUGCACACAUAAAAUAUUCAGCCGCACUGCAGAGUAUUUCUCAUUCAGUGUUUGUCAUUCGUGUAUUGAAGUGUGUUUUAAAUAAAUUAGCUCAACAUUUUGUCACUCAUUUCAACGAGACGUACGGCAACUUUGUUGAAAUUCGCUUCCGCACAACUUUCAAUUUAAUUUCGUGUGUUGGCAUUCGGUCGAUUUUAUAUGUGUGCAUAGGAAUUUUGUGUUAGAAUAGAAAAAAAUAAAAUAAAACCGAAAACCAAAUAAGUAUGGCUUGUGAUAUAAUUACCGAGAAUCUAAUCAAAGGAAUUAUUGUGACCCAUUCGCGUACCGGCAUAACUUUGCAGCAGAUUUCAAAUAUUUAUUAUGAAUGUGUCGGCGAACGCUGGUCGUUGCUAAAAGGCGGUGAAGAGCACGCGAUUCGAUACUUGGACCAAAUUGAAGGUAUUUUAUCGAUUGUUAAUGAAAAACACGAAACGGUCUGGUAUGUGCGUGGCAAAACGUUUCAUGGCGAAAAGUGUGGCCAAAUUUAUCGUGCAAACAGUCAGACAAAGUCGGAUUUUGAUUUAUCAACCAAUCCACAUGGCAAUGGUCGCAACACGUGUAACCAGUACAGUAACAACAACAACGGCAACAACAACAAUUUCCGUAAUGCUCGUUACACUACCACCAAAAACAGUAGCAACAACAACAACAACAACAACAAGGGUAAAGUCGACCGUAAAAAUAACGUAUACAAUGGUGAUAUCAAUGGAAACUACGAUUCACGAAAACAAUCGAAAUACAAUACGAACAAUCGAAUGCGCGUCAAUGGGCACAGUUCAGGUUCGUCAAUCAACAAUGACAGCGGUGGUAGCGGCUACAGCAGCAGUUCGAGCAAUGAACAAAAGACUAGCGCAUCAAUGUAUGGCUAUGAUUUGGUCGGCGAUGAUUUUUUCAUGGAAAUGGCAAAAAUCGAUUUGGGAUGCUCUAUCACGAAUCGCAAACAUUUACAGCGAAGCGGUCUGUGCAUCUCCGGACAGCGUAUACGCGAUGCAACGGAACGCCUCAAACGAUUUCCAAACACAGAUAACAUGAAAAUCAUCGCUAAUCUCGGCACAGUUGAUAUUUUGCAUGGACGCGACCUCACUGACAUGUGUCAGGAUUACAUAGAUUUAGUGAAAAUCUGCGCGCAUCGCCGAAUACAAAUCGUUAUCACAACAUUGGCUCCAAUCGGCAAUCGCUUGCAUCUGCCAGAAGACGUCAAAAAAUUUAAUGAUUUCAAUGGGUUUCUCCUGACAAAAUUUGGCAUUAAACAUCAGGUCAUCAACAUCACCGCAUGUAUGGUGAACGAAAAAACCGGCAAAGUGUGGUUCGAUACAUGCUAUCAACCAACCCCAAAGUACGUUUCCGGUUCCGAUAAACCGCAUUUAUUGUGGAAUCGCAUUGGUCGCCAGCGUAUUUAUAAAGCGAUCAAAGCACGCUUGCGUUUUUAAGCAAACACGUAAGCUGCCCAAUUCCGAAUGACACACUGAUUCCUCUUUUUUUUAUUUAUUUGUUCAUUCAUUGUCACCGCCGAACACUGGCUGAAUAUUUAGCUUUAAGUUGAUAUUUCACAUUUUUAUAAAAUCAUUUACUAUUUUAUAACUUCAUUUUUAUGCUAACUACAGACAAAAAUAACCAAAAGCGAUAAAUUUCUAGUAUAGCAUUAAGGGUACAUACACAGCAACCAAGUCGAUGCAAGUCGUUUAGCUCAAAAAUUUAUAUCAUCUUUGUCUCAUUGUAAAAUUAUAACAAACCAGAAUGCCCGCUGUGGAAAUGCUUGAAUACGAUGUAAAACUUUUCUUCGAUUUAUUUUCUAACGCGUUAAAUGAAUCGAAUGAAGAUUUUUGCCGUCGUCAUUCACACCGACAUUUGUGAAGCUUAACGCUCCCAAUGGCCUUUCUUUUUGUAAACGUGUAGUAAGGCCAUUUUGGACCGUUUGCAAUUCGGUCGGUUUUUAUCAAGUCAUUUCCAUAUUGGCUAUUUUCAUUUUAAAACAAAUUGUUUGGAUCAGAAAAAAUGUUUAUAUCAAUCACAAAAGAAAUUCAUUGCAAUUUUUCCCCCACUUCGAAGAAGAAAAAAAGAAGUAAAUUGUACAUUAAAAAAUUCGUCGACGAGAUUUUUAACGUGAAUCUCUUCUUGAUUUAAAUCUGUUAAUGUUGUAAAAAUUGUUCCUUCUGGAAUUGGAUUUCAUUGAUCGAUUCCAAUUCCAAAACGAAAAAGACUCAAACAAACAGAUUUAAAUCGACGAUAGACCACGUUGGUUUUGCAAGUAUUUCAAUCAUUUGUGUACACACUUUUACAAACGAUUCAAAUAUUUCCAAAAUGCAUUCAUUACCGGUAAUGAGUUAAGAUUUUUCAGCCUAAUUUGAUUGUUAUUAUUACUUAUUUCUCUUAUUAAAAAUUAUAUGAAUAAAAAGUUGAAAAAAGUCUGAUCAAAAAAAA
This is a messenger RNA of Sitodiplosis mosellana (orange wheat blossom midge), 2814 nucleotides long. RefSeq names its product hybrid signal transduction histidine kinase E-like. The transcript is spliced from 5 exons. Bases 618 to 1823 code for a protein of 401 amino acids. The record is from RefSeq and is a predicted model, not a curated record. NCBI's taxonomy places the organism in Eukaryota, Metazoa, Arthropoda, Insecta, Diptera, Cecidomyiidae.